AGCGCGUCUCUUUUCCCCCAGGUUUUAAUAGCACCUCCUCCGUCUCUUAGUGUACAGUGGAACCAUUUUUUUUGGGUACAGCAUGACAUAUUUCUCAGGAUUUGUGAGUUGAUAGCGCACUCUUUUCAAGUCUUUUAAUGCUUCCUUUCCAAAGCUGAAGCAUCUUCCUGAGUUUUAAGUUCACAACUGGACUGAGGUCUUCCUGCAAACUGACAAUUGCUCUCCCAGUAGCGCCCAAUGGCUGCCAUAGACCCUUACAUCAUUGUGGAGCAGCAGUUUUCUCACAGAUUCAGAGUGACGGUAUUGCGUGCUGAGAGUGUCACCAAGGGAGCGCUGGGUGACCUGUUAGACACCCCGGAUCCAUAUGUGGAGCUGUUCAUCCCUACUGCCCCUGAAAGUAGGAAGAGGACUCGGCAUAUAGAUAAUGACAUCAACCCACAAUGGAACGAGACCUUUCAUUUUAUACUGGACCCCAACCAGGAGAAUACCCUGGAGUUAACUUUAAUGGACGCCAACUAUGUGAUGGACGAGACCCUUGGGACGGCGUCGUACGACAUCUCCAAGCUCAAAGUAGGCCAGAUGGAGACUGUGCCUUUCCUCAUCGGCAAAGUGCCGGUGAUAGCUAUAGUGGGUUCAGGGGGAGGUUUUCGAGCCAUGGUUGGCUUUUCAGGAGUGAUGAAGGCCCUGUAUGAGUCUGGAGUCCUGGAUUGUGCCACCUACGUUGCUGGGCUGUCUGGAUCCACAUGGUACAUGUCUACUCUCUAUUCCCAUCCAGAGUUUCCCUCUAAAGGCCCUAAGGAAAUCAAUAAGGAGCUGAUGAAGAGUGUUAGCAGUAACCCACUAAGGCUGCUGCUGCCCCAGCACAUCACCAACUACAUCCAGGCCCUCUGGACAAAGAAGGCAGCAGGGCAGCCGGUUACCUUCACUGAUAUCUUUGGCAUGCUAAUUGGAGAGACACUUAUACCGGGUAGAAUGGACACCAAGCUGACUGAAUUUCAGGAGAAGGUGAAUGAGGCCCAGUGUCCCCUCCCUCUCUUCACCUGUCUCCAUGUCAAGCCUGAUGUGUCCGAGCUCAUGUUUGCGGAUUGGGUGGAAUUCAGCCCGUAUGAAAUUGGGAUGGCCAAGUAUGGCACCUUCAUGACCCCAGACUUGUUUGGAAGCAAGUUCUUCAUGGGAACCGUUGUAAAGAAAUAUGAAGAAAACCCUCUGCAUUUUCUAAUGGGUGUUUGGGGCAGUGCCUUCUCUAUCCUUUUCAACAGAGUGCUUGGAGUCAAAGACACAUCUGAUGGUUCCACCAUGGAGGAGGAGCUCGAACAGAUUAAACCACAGCACAUUGUUGGAGAAGACAGUCUGGACAAUGAUGACGAGCCGCGUGGCAGAGAGAACCCGGAGGCGGAGGACGAAUACUACCGCCAUGCUCAGGCCAGCUGGGUUCAGCGAAUGUUCACCUCCCUCUUCAGUGACUCCGCCUUGUUUAACACGCGAGAGGGCCGGGCGGGGAAGGUGCAUAAUUUCAUGUUGGGUUUGAACCUGAACUCCAACACGCCCUUCUCUCCUUUCGGGGACCUAAAGUGCCAGGUAGCAGAAGACGAGGUGGAUGCCGUUACAGACCCAGAGGAGUUCGAUCGCAUCUACGAGCCCCUAGAUGUGAAGAGUAAGAAGAUCCACGUGGUGGACAGUGGUCUGACCUAUAAUCUUCCAUACCCCCUCAUCCUGCGGCCGCAGCGUGGUGUCGACCUCAUCAUCUCAUUUGACUUUUCUGCACGACCCAGUGACUCCAGUCCUCCCUUCAAGGAGCUUCUCCUGGCAGAGAAGUGGGCACGGAUGAACAAGCUUCCCUUCCCCAAGAUAGACCCCAGGGUCUUCGACCGCGAGGGCCUGAAAGAGUGCUACGUCUUCAAACCAAAAAAGGGGGAAAGGAAUUGCCCCACGGUCAUCCACUUUGUUCUCGUCAACAUCAACUUCAGAAAAUUCAAAGCACCGGGAGUCCCCAGGGAGACGGAGAAAGAGAAGGAGUCGGCAGACUUUGACAUAUUUGACGACCCCGAGACGCCAUACUCCACCUUUAACUUCCAGUAUUCGAACCAGGCUUACACACAGCUGCAUGACCUAAUGGAGUUCAACACGCUCAACAACCUGGAGGUGAUCAAAGAUGCCAUCAAGGAGAGCAUCGUGUACAGGAAGGAGACUCCUUCCCGCUGCUCCGUGUCGCUCUCCCUCGGUGAGAUCAACAACAAGAAGUUCCUCAAGAGGGAGGCACGGGCAAAAAAUCGGAAGUGAUGGCGGCAAAUUUUCGAGACUGAUUAAAACAGAAGAAUUUGGUUAGGCGAAGCUGAGUGAUUUUCUUAGAUUUUCUUUUUGGAAAAUGUUAUCACUUUUUUAAUGUGAAACAGGAGCAGCAGGUCUGAUACAAAGAACCAGCUGAGCGUUUUUGCAAAAAAAAAAUCCUAAACUUGAUAAGGAAUUUUAAAUCUCUCACAGGUUAAUUUUCCACCUGUUGUUUUUUUUUAAAUUAUUAUUAUUCGAUCCCCCCGCUGGAUUGCUUGUCCAAACACGUAAUCUUGCUUGAGAACAUGGAAGUGAAGCUCCUUAACCAUGGAUUUGGAUUUGUGUGAUGGCAACUCUUAAACACGCCAAGCGCACCCCUUCUGGAUACCUCAAACAUCUCGGUGAUGUUUACCCAGCUCUACAGGGAGCACACCCUGUUCCCCUGCCUGCGGGGCGUGUCUCACGUGGAAGCCACCAUUUUGAAAAACAAAACAAGACUGGAUACCAUGGAAACGGCCCCGCUCAUUCAUGCUCUCUCGGUGCCACGGUGUGGUUCGUUACUCUCCGUCGGGCUCAAAGUGUGUUUGUUUUCCUGACCGUGUUAUUUCAGGCUUCCUCUUAGACGCCCGUUGUUUUUGUCAAGUCAUUUCCCCCCCGUCCAUUAGCCAGCUACUGUAGAUGCCCUCCCUUCCACAUCUACUUGACCCCCUUUCUCUCUCUUUCACGGGCCAGUUU
Messenger RNA from Lampris incognitus (smalleye Pacific opah), 3003 nucleotides. It is a transcript of the gene pla2g4ab, whose product is annotated as phospholipase A2, group IVAb (cytosolic, calcium-dependent). The transcript has 17 exons. The record is from RefSeq and is a predicted model, not a curated record. Gene Ontology annotation, molecular function: calcium ion binding; calcium-dependent phospholipid binding. Bases 238 to 2280 code for a protein of 680 amino acids. Gene Ontology annotation, cellular component: cytosol; Golgi apparatus; nucleus. NCBI's taxonomy places the organism in Eukaryota, Metazoa, Chordata, Actinopteri, Lampriformes, Lampridae. Gene Ontology annotation, biological process: glycerophospholipid catabolic process.